Messenger RNA from Geosmithia morbida, 378 nucleotides. RefSeq lists its product as uncharacterized. The transcript has a single exon. NCBI's taxonomy places the organism in Eukaryota, Fungi, Ascomycota, Sordariomycetes, Hypocreales, Bionectriaceae. The coding region runs from base 1 to 378 and encodes 125 amino acids. The record is from RefSeq and is a predicted model, not a curated record.
AUGCUACCCACGCCGGCCAUCACCAACGGCGGCGCCAUCACCAGCGCCACUGGGGCCUUGCUCACCCUGUCCGGCAGCAUGACUACCACGACUCCCCAGCCCGGUCACGACGUGCACCAUCACCAUCACCACCAUCACCAUCACUACCACCAGGGGGAGAGGCCGCACCCCGCCAUCUUAGGUCUGGUCUUCGGCGUGUUGGUCGGCUUCAUCGCCUUCGCUACAACCUUUCAGAUGGUCAGGUGCGCAUGCAUGGUGCGGGAGUGGCGGCGGCAGCGUCGCAUGGUGGCCUGCGGCGUGUCUGAAGAGUCGGGAAGUCGCCCUGGGGGUGGUAGGCGGGGUGGAACGCUUCCGAUGAAUAAUUACUGGUCACGGUGA